Messenger RNA from Podarcis lilfordi (Lilford's wall lizard), 1693 nucleotides. NCBI's taxonomy places the organism in Eukaryota, Metazoa, Chordata, Lepidosauria, Squamata, Lacertidae. The record is from the annotation of a GenBank genome assembly.
AUGACUAAGCAACUAUACAGCCCUGCUUGUGGGAGAGGAACUGGGAAACGUACCAGAGAUUCUAGAGAUAUAGACGACACAGAGGAAUGGAGAUGCCUGCCUCUUGCUAAACAAACAAAAAUUAGUGAAUCUGAAAGUACAAAGGAUAUUUUUAAUAUCCCGGUUUCAAACUCUUUCACACUGCUAGCAGAGAUGAAUGACGAGGAACCCAGUGUGAAAGAACCUUUUGAUAACCUGCCUACUAAACCUUCAAGCAAUAAUAAUACUGGCAUCCACUCGAAUGUUUGCACUAGAGCCCGUGAAAGCUGCAUUGACGAGAUACUAUUUGAACACUCGACUACUUUAGACCUGGUUGCUAGAACAGUGGACUAUAUCUUUAAAUACAUAAAAGACAUCCGAGGAUCCUUGGAGAAGAUUAUCUCGCUUGUAUCCCUAACAGGUAAAGACAGUUCCCCUGAUGUUCCACCUGAGAUGAAGCCCUUACAAAUGCCCAGAGCACCCGUUUUACCUCAUACCUCUUGUAUAAUUCCUCAAGCUGCUGGCAAUCAGAAAAGUGAGCAAGGUGAGCAAAAUAAGAAGGAACAACACUCUGCACCUCCUCACAAACUGCUGCUGCAAGCUACCAAAAUCUGCCUAACGGUUUGCCCCUUUAGAGGCAAGGUGAUAAACUGGCACUAUAAGAGUGAUAUAAGGAGAUACCUAGCGGAGCUUCUGAGGGUAACCCCUAGCUCUAUUGACCUGAAGCAUAUUGAUCAUAUUAGCAGCAGACCUCAGAGGCAGAGAGUGCUGCUCUCCUUUAAAACCAAAAAGCUCCCUGCACUUAUUAUGUCCUCAAGAAGCCUUCUAAUUAACUAUGGAAUCCUUGCUACAAGAGUCUUUACCAAUACCAAGAUCUGCUCCCUCUUACCAAACUGCUUGUUCAAAAGAAAGCAGAUAAGUCUGAGGGUCCGCCAAUUGCUACGACCCCAACUCCCUGGCCGCAGAUCUAAUCAGCUGGUUUGACGCCCCCCUGCCUCCACUGACAAAGGCCACACAUCUGGAGAACUCUACGGAGCGUGAGUUACUUCUAUCCUUCUCCCAAUUGCCAAAACUGGAGCGAACAGAGAUAACGGACAGAUUGGACGAGUUGCUACUCUGUCUCCGUAACUCAGAAGAUCAUGCUCAUGUAAAUAAGAUGAAUUCUUCACCAAUUGUAGAUCAGGCUACACAAGCCCAAGUGGUACCUGCUUUAACGACCUUUGAUCUGCAACCUGGCUGUGCACAGCCUCGGGAUGUCAAGUCCGGGCAGGAUACAGUGGAAGAUUCGACAACCCUCUGGUCAAAUUCGGAAGCUGUGGCAAGACUGGAUGCUCUUUUGGAGGCAAACCGAAAAGGAUGCCUUCCACCUGCCUUACACUGCAUGUUCCCUACAGCAUCUGCAGAUCCAAAAGGCCCACCCCCCUCAAUCUUAGAGCAUACUUUAAAUGUAGAGUCUAUGGACCUGUCGUUAAGUGAUACUCCUGUGCACCAGAAUCCAUCCUUGCAGCUUCCAAUAAUUAAGCCUCAAUCCAUGGCUGCUGCUGCGGUAAGUGGUGCUCGGAAAUUGCCUGGUAAACAAGCUACAAUUACUUCCUUCUUCCAGCCUAUUGUCCCCCCUCGCCGCAUGCAUUCCCAGGUGGAUUCUGCCGUGCUGGUUCCGCAAGGCCCAGCAUGA